UAGAUUCCGAUGGUCAAAAUCUCGAUUCGCAUCCGCCGAUGAGCUUCCGCCGAGCGAACGUAUAUCGAAUAAGCGAAUUAUCUGGACGGAACAAUCUUCAUUGACCUAUCAAAUAUAAUCUCUGUCAGUGAUAAAUCUUUCAUUGAAUAACGCAUGCGUUUCACAAACAACACGAAUAACGCGUUCUCCCGCCCGCCAGCCCGCCAUCCUCGUCUUCAUUCAGAGGCUCGAUGGCGUUCUCCACGACAUAUCGACGUUUUGUGCAAAAGUUGCGCGAGUUGCUAGUGCUCGUGAUGAUAACAUCUCUUUAAACGCACGCUAUCCGCUAUCGCGAUUGAACGGUGCUCCGGAUAUAUAACACUUUAGUGCACUUCGGAGAGCAGCGGCUCGUCGAUAUCCGAAAAAGCAAUAUCAUCGAAAAGAAAAUCUACGUGGGAGGCAUAUCAACGAAUUGACUAAGAAUAAAACGAUACGAAUGAUAUCGAAUCCGUAGCGUCGUAAUUAAAUCGACUAAAUACGUUCCCUCGUCCCACUUCUCCCGUGCGUCCCCGAAGCAAAUUAAAUCAAAUUCCAUCGUUCGCGAUUCGAUCCCCGACACGUCCUCGAGAUCGCAACGCAAAUUUACCGAAAGGCACCGAUGCUUCUGUUUUUAAGAUCGAAGAAAGUUUUGCGCUUUCCUGCGAAACACACCUCCAAAUUGAAUCCAUCGCCGAACUUUUCUUCUUAAAACAGAGGAAAAUCGGCUCGGCUCAAUGGGAGAGAAAGUUAUAAAUAGAAAACUUAUCGGGUAAAAUUUGAUAGAGCAUUUCCGCGAUUUCAAAACAAGAGGAACCAAGGAGCCCACAUUUGAAGGAAGACCGCGCGUCGCGUUUUUAGAAACUUCUUCACUUCUUUCGUGCCGAUUCACGGUGGUGACGUGUCGAUUUUAGCUCGAAACUCAAACUUUAUCUUUAAUCCAUCAGUUGCGAUCAAGAGAUGCGAGUUGGACGGUGAGAUUUCUUAAUCAGAGAGUUCUCCAACGUGAGGCAAAGUCGGUGAUUCAACACAAGAGAUCGGUGUAAAUCGCGCGCGUUAGAGUUAACGCACAGGACGAGGCUACGAAGAUGGGCAAGAAGAACAGCAAGCUCAAGCAGGAUACCAUCGAUCGACUCACCACCGACACGUACUUCACUGAAAAGGAGAUUCGUCAAUGGCACAAAGGAUUUUUGAAAGAUUGUCCCGAUGGACUGCUAACAGAACAGGGGUUCAUAAAGAUCUACAAGCAGUUCUUCCCGCAGGGUGACCCGUCAAAGUUCGCCUCCCUUGUCUUCAGAGUCUUCGACGAGAACGCCGAUGGUACGAUAGAGUUCGAGGAGUUCAUAAGAGCUCUCUCAGUGACGUCACGCGGCAACCUGGACGAAAAGCUUCACUGGGCCUUCCGUUUGUAUGACGUGGACAACGAUGGCUUCAUUACGAGGGACGAGAUGUACAAUAUAGUCGACGCGAUAUAUCAGAUGGUGGGACAGCAACCGCAAGCCGAGGAUGAGAACACCCCACAAAAGAGGGUCGACAAAAUCUUCGACCAGAUGGACAAGAACCACGACGACAAGCUCACCCUCGAAGAGUUUCGGGAGGGUAGCAAGGCCGAUCCCAGGAUCGUUCAGGCGUUAUCCCUGGGCGGCGAGUAACCCUAAUUUCCAUCAUAGGCGGCACGCAAUCUUCGAUAUCGGAAGUCUCUACGCCGUCAUCAUUAUCAUAAUUAUCGGCGCGAACUGAGUGAACUGCUCGUCCCGAUAAUCGGCCGAUGAAAAGCAACCCUGAGAAAA
This is a messenger RNA of Camponotus floridanus (Florida carpenter ant), 1805 nucleotides long. RefSeq names its product frequenin-1. Lineage: Eukaryota; Metazoa; Arthropoda; Insecta; Hymenoptera; Formicidae. The record is from RefSeq and is a predicted model, not a curated record. The transcript has 8 exons. The coding region runs from base 1104 to 1667 and encodes 187 amino acids. Gene Ontology annotation, molecular function: calcium sensitive guanylate cyclase activator activity; calcium ion binding.